AUGCUAGAGCGGUCGAAGUAAAUGGUGAUCUUCGCGAGGUUAAUUAAUUAUUUCGUGCGAAACGUGCAAAGUACAAAAAAUUAAUUAGAAUUGAACUCAGAGUGAAGUUACAAGGGAUUGCAUUACAAUUUCUCGAAUAUUAUAUUUCAGAGAGUUGACUGCUGCAUUCAGUAAUUUAUUUUUAUUUUCCCUUCGUUUAUUCAAGCAAAAUUAUCAGUCUGAAAGAGACUGAGUAUCUUUCGAGCAAUUACGAAAUGACAAUGUUAAAGACAAGCAUAAGUCUGUAAAAUAAUCAUCUAACGAUCGUACGAAUUAUUUGAUCAGUUAAUUAUCCAUAUCGGUCGGAUAUAGAAGAGUGCGUGGGCAUGCAAGGUGUGAUUCUCUGUGCUUUUAAAGCCAUCCUUGGCUUAGUAGAGCAAUGACUGUGUGAUGCCCGAUAUAAUAUCGAUAAUACGGUGAACACACAGGUAUCCAUCGUCAAGGGAAUCAGCCGACGGAUUCACAUGAGCGUGUAAAACCUUUGAAACAAGCGAGCCAUCCUUGAAACGCGUUGCUCCGGUCUGUUCCACUGACAUUUUCCAUGGGCGUAUUUUCGCUGUCUGUUGCAUAAUUACGUUUAGCCAUCGAUGGCUAGAAACUUUACAUCGUGAAUGUUAAAGGUCCAAUUAAAAGCACCUGGUGAGCAUACUAAGUAUCGAACUCGGAUCGAACUGCCCUUUUGCAUUAUUCCCAUUGUACUUUGACCUUUUAUGAUUUGAAACAGCUAUGUGUUAAUCACAUCUGUCCACUAGAACACACAAAUAUAUUCAUCGUUUUUUUCUUUUUUUUUUUUCAACAACGCGAUAUCUUUAAUAUCUUUGACAAAAUCUUUUACAAUAGUGUAGAAUUGAUCGCUUUGAGUCGAUCGUUCUUAGAAAGAUUCGUAGAGUAUUUGUUGAGUAUUCGUUAUUUGACGUUAAAGUCGAUUUGGAUUUGGAGUGCUAGUUGCCGGAAAUCGGGAAGACGUGGAAGACUCUCACGUGGAAGACGAGACGGAUACGUCGGAAAAGCAGCGAUCUAUGAAUGGAGGCGAGGCUUGUACGAUCAGUCGGCAAGCAAGGACGACUAAUUAUAGCGGUAGUAUCUCAGUUUCGUUUUGUACAUAUAUAUCGCGGAACAUUCAAUUCCGAGAUGGUAUUCCUGCAAUAGAGGACGUGACCCAGUUUAACGAUGACGUAAAGCGGCUCAGGAUUGAAAUUCAGGAAGGACACGAGACUCCAUAAAUCGUCGCUCUUUCUUCUUUUACUCUUCACUUUCUGUUCCAUUCUCUUAUUCGGAUUCGCCAGGUGCCCGUUUUCGCAGCGAUGAAUCUUAAACGCUGGAGGAGAAACGUGGAGAGAAACGAACGAACAGGGGAGAGAGGAAGACAGAAAAUUAUUUCGCGGACCGGGUCGAGUAUUCGCCUUGACCCGCUGGGGACACGAUGGCCUGUAAUUAUGUCAUCGUGUUACUCGAAUCUGCCUGGGAUACAUUGACCUAUUUUUCCGAGCAUAGACACGUUGAAUUAAUUUCCCUCGACUUUCGCUGUUACGAAUCAAACAGAAUCGCGUGACGUGAAUGGGAAUCACGCCUGAUCGUGAUUUGAUUUUCACUAUACUAAAAAAGAAUGGCAGGAUGGGGCUCG
Heterotrigona itama is the source of this 1663-nucleotide messenger RNA. The record is from the annotation of a GenBank genome assembly. Lineage: Eukaryota; Metazoa; Arthropoda; Insecta; Hymenoptera; Apidae.